Schizophyllum commune H4-8 is the source of this 581-nucleotide messenger RNA. RefSeq lists its product as uncharacterized. The record is from RefSeq and is a predicted model, not a curated record. The transcript has a single exon. NCBI's taxonomy places the organism in Eukaryota, Fungi, Basidiomycota, Agaricomycetes, Agaricales, Schizophyllaceae. The coding region runs from base 31 to 483 and encodes 150 amino acids.
UUGUAGGGUAGAAGCAAGAUUAAUUGUAUUAUGCUGCCUAAUACAAGGUGUUUGUGCUACGAAAAGCACGUCCGAGGGCUCCUCCAUCUCCCUUCGCGCGCGCGGUGCGCCUCCCCCUUCGCCCUGGUGCCACCAUUUCCCAUUUGCGCUGGCGCCGCUCCCGCAAGCAACUGCGCUUCUCCCCCUCCCUCGCGUGCCUCCCCCUCCCCCCUUCGCCAUCCGAAGCUUCUCCCCACGCAGCUUCGCUGGCUUGACGACCUGACGAACCCCACCUCGUUCACCUGCAUUGGCGUGUCGUACGUCUGCCAGUUGAGCGACAUCACCUGCGAGCCGACGCGUCAGAACUUGAACGGGUUGGGGUUGCUAGGGCCGAUGCGCGUGCCGCGGGGGAAGAUACGGCGGAAGUGGCGGAGGUCAUGGGCGACGAGGGGCGGAAGGGACGUGUGGAGGAAAGAGGACAGCCCGUUUCGGACUUAUUACUGAGGAGGAGGUCAGCACAAGCUUUCUGUUGGGAGUGGAAGUGGCGCGCGAGUCUGUAGAUGCACGGGGAGGGGCGCAAAUCAAAGGCAGAGGGGUAGAAG